GCCGGCUCGGCAGCCGCCCGGGGCAGCGGAGCAGACCUGCCGCGCCUUCCUUCCUGCGGAGCCCGUGGGACAGCGGUGGCAGCAGCAUGACUUCGGCGGCGGUGGAAAUUUUGGGGCUGGGACUGGGCAUCCUGGGCUGGGUGGGGGUGAUCCUGGCCUGCGGGUUGCCCAUGUGGCAGGUGUCGGCCUUCAUCGACGUGAACAUCGUGGUGGCGCAGACCAUCUGGGAAGGGCUGUGGAUGAACUGCGUGGUGCAGAGCACGGGACAGAUGCAGUGCAAGGUUUACGACUCCAUCCUGGCGCUGCCGCCCGAGGUGCAGGCGGGCCGGGCGCUCACCGUCAUCGUGGCUCUGCUGGGGCUGGUGGCGCUGAUGGUGACCGUGGUGGGCGCGCAGUGCACCAACUGCAUCCGGCCCGGCAAGAUGAAGUCCCGCAUCGUGAUCGCCGGCGGGGCCAUCUACAUCCUCUGCGGGGUCCUGGUCCUCAUCCCGCUCUGCUGGUUCGCCAACAUCGUCAUCAGCGACUUCUACGACCCCACCGUGCCGUCGUCCAAGAAGCGGGAGAUGGGGGCCGCGCUCUACAUCGGCUGGGCGGCCACGGCCCUCCUGCUCUUCGGGGGCUGCCUCAUCUGCUGCUGCUCCUGCUCCCAGCGCGACGACACCUCCCUCCCCGUCAAGUACUCGGCGCCGCGGCGGCCCACGUCCAACGGCGAGUACGACAAGAAGAAUUACGUCUGAGCGGGGCUGGCUCGCCCCGCGGCCCCGCGGGGCACGGACAGAGGGCUGCGGCCCGGGAGCGUCUGCGGGGAGCUCCAGCGCUCCCCUGCCUGGAGGCUUUUCUUAGCGGGGACCCCCGUGAAGCGGCGGCCCUAGGCAGGGCAGCGCCCCGCUGCCCUCCAGCCCGACUCCCCGGCGGGUCC
Messenger RNA from Serinus canaria (Common canary), 919 nucleotides. It is a transcript of the gene CLDN5, whose product is annotated as claudin 5. The transcript has a single exon. Gene Ontology annotation, biological process: bicellular tight junction assembly; cell adhesion. Bases 87 to 737 code for a protein of 216 amino acids. Gene Ontology annotation, cellular component: bicellular tight junction; plasma membrane. Gene Ontology annotation, molecular function: structural molecule activity. The record is from RefSeq and is a predicted model, not a curated record. NCBI's taxonomy places the organism in Eukaryota, Metazoa, Chordata, Aves, Passeriformes, Fringillidae.